Molecule: messenger RNA, 7457 nt
Organism: Monopterus albus (swamp eel)
Lineage: Eukaryota; Metazoa; Chordata; Actinopteri; Synbranchiformes; Synbranchidae
Gene: magi3a
Product: membrane associated guanylate kinase, WW and PDZ domain containing 3a
Exons: 21
Coding region: 1100-5470 (1456 amino acids)
Biological process (GO): signal transduction
Cellular component (GO): cytoplasm; cell-cell junction
Molecular function (GO): protein binding
Source: RefSeq, a predicted model, not a curated record
CUUAUUGUAAGUCGACUAUCAAGAACCUGUAAUAAACAUUUCCCACGUGAAAUUAUAUGUCCCAGUGCAGGGAACCCCGCCUUGCUAAACACACCAUGGAAACAAAAUCCUGCGCUUCCCAAUAACAGGAGACCCGCCUCUUGCCCUUUACCAUUGGUUUAAUGGCAAAGCUUUCGGACCAGCCCCCAAACCCUGAUUGGACAGAAGCCCCUGCAAUCAGGAAAGCAACACGGAAAGAUAAAAAAAAAAUUAGGGAGCGAAGCCUAAUCGGAUCGCGUCAGUUACAUGUUGCUGCGUAGUUUUUAGUAGAUAAAAUCCCCACGGUGCCUCCGGAAAAGCAGAAGAGUGGAGAGCGCAGAGCGCGCAACCAAGAACAAGGAGCAGUAAUACAAUGUUUUCAAAGGGUUUUAUAAUCGCACUGUUCAGAGGAGGGCCAGGUAUGUUUUUCCGUUUCCAAGGGCUGCCUUGCUGAUGUCACCGCGGAGGAGGGCAGGAAAAGAGGACAGGUGCGCAGAGUAAAGUUAGCGCUUCAAUAGCCUUGGAUGAAGAACUGUCAUUGCGCGGAUAAAUACUCAAAAGCAGGUUUAUUUUCGUUUAGUAAUCAGUUUUUGAACUUUUACAAUGGUUUCUGGGCAGUGUUAUCCAUUUCGGCUGGCGAUUUUUUUGGUAUAUAUUACUCCAAGCUUUUGAACCGAAACGCUCUGGUGCGCACGGGACUGCUCUGCGUUGUUAUCUCGUAGUUUAAAGGCGUAGAGGACGCUUUUUUGAACGCGCGCGGUACACCGAGGUUUUGGGAUCGAGACGCCCCAGCAUCAGAACCAGCACUUUCCGCUUCAAUGCGACACUGACGCAGCUGGUCUCGCGUCCCCAGUCGCAGACAGGUGAUGCUCUAUUCAGUGGAAGGACUGAUUGUCAGCAGAAGGAGUUUGAUGUGAAAAGACUUGUUUCCCUGGAAUGGAAUACUACACAAGGACGCAGCCCCAACUUUAAUCUGCAAUGAUUUUUCCGUGCGUCAUUGCGUCUUAGGAUCAGUAGCGGGUCUUGCGCUGAAGGACAGUCGUUCUUGGACUUUCUUUCAGAUUUACAAGCGCUAACAACAAUGUCCAAAACACUGAAAAAGAAGAAGCACUGGUCCACAAAAGUGCAGGAGUGCACCGUGUCGUGGGGGGGUUCUGGGGAGUUGGUCACGAUAGUUGAGGUACGAGGCGGCGCUGAGCUGGGAGAGUUCCCCCACGUCGGACACAUAGUUUCGGAGGCGAUGGUUUGUCACGCGGGGAGGUUUCCCAGCAGCGGGGACGUGCUGCUGGAGGUGAACGGCACUCCGGUGAGCGGACUCACCAACCGAGACACCCUGGCUGUCAUCUGCCACUUUCGGGAGCCCAUCCGCCUGAAGACUGUGAAACCAGGUAAGGUGUUGAAUACUGAUUUGCGUCACUACCUCAGUCUGCAGUUUCAGAAGGGCUCCCUGGACCAUAAGCUGCAGCAGGUGAUCAGGGACAACCUGUACCUGCGCACCAUUCCCUGUACCACUCGGCAGCCCAGAGAGGGGGAGGUUCCCGGGGUGGACUACAAUUUCAUCAGCGUGGGGGAAUUCCGUGAGCUCGAAGAAAACGGAUUGCUGCUGGAGAGUGGCACCUAUGAUGGAAAUUACUAUGGGACCCCUAAGCCCCCUGCAGAGCCCAGCCCCGUGCAGCCGGACCUGGUAGACCAGGUUCUGUUUGAUGAGGAAUUUGACACGGUGGUGCAGAGAAAACGCACAACCUCUGUCAGUAAGAUGGACAGAAAGGACGGCGCUGCUCCAGAGGAGGAAGAGGAGGAAGAGAGGCCUCUGAUGGUCAAUGGCAUGGCUGAUCACAAGGACAAGGCGGAGUGGAGGAAGACAGUGCCCAGCUACAACCAGUCAGCUGGGGCCAUGGACUUGCGUGUAUGGAACACACAGGAUGAAAGUCAGGAGUCCUUACCUAAAAACUGGGAGAUGGCCUACACUGAGACUGGCAUGGUCUAUUUCAUAGAUCACAACAGCAAGACCACUACCUGGCUGGACCCCCGCCUUGCCAAGAAGGCCAAGCCUCCAGAGAAAUGCGAGGAAGGAGAGCUGCCCUACGGCUGGGAGAAGAUUGAGGAUCCCCAGUACGGCACCUACUAUGUAGACCACAUCAACCAGAAGACCCAGUUUGAGAAUCCAGUACUGGAAGCUAAGAGAAAGCUGAGUGUGGACACAGACACCAUGGUACCGCCGCCGACAUCCACACCGUCAGAAGAGCCUGGCAAGGGAGUUCGGGGCUUCACACGGGAUCCAUCUCAGCUGCAGGGCUCCAUCCUGCAGACAGAACUUAGAAAAAGUCCCCACGGCUUUGGGUUUACCAUCAUCGGGGGAGACCGACCCGACGAGUUCCUUCAGGUCAAAAACGUCCUUCCAGAUGGGCCUGCCGCACAUGACAACAAGAUCGCCUCAGGUGAUGUGAUUGUGGACAUCAAUGGGACAUGUGUGCUGGGGAAGACUCAUGCUGAUGUGGUGCAGAUGUUCCAGUCCAUCCCGGUCAACCAGUACGUGCAGAUGGUCCUGUGCCGGGGCUACCCGCUGCCUGAGGACUCCAGCAGCAAUGAGGAGGUGUCAGGAGGCCUCAGCACCUCUAAGGACACUUCCCCUUCCCCCUCUACCUCCACGCCCCAGGACCUUCAUUACACAGUCCAAGAUGGAGGAACCCUCUCCAGACAGACCGCUGCAGUGCAACCUAUGACCAACGGAGGGCGCCACCACCACCAUCCUCAUCCUCACCAGCACCACCACCACCUUCCUCAUAUGCCCAGCCAAGAGGGCCCUGACCCCACUCUGUUACAGCCAGAGCUGGUGAGCGUGCCGCUGGUGAAAGGCCCCGGGGGUUUCGGCUUCGCCAUCGCUGAUUGCCCCUUAGGCCAAAAGGUGAAGAUGAUCCUGGACGCCCAGUGGUGCCGCGGCUUGUUGAAGGGUGAUGUUAUCAAGGAGAUCAACAGACAGAAUGUCCAGACGUUGAGCCACUCUCAGGUUGUGGACAUUCUCAAAGACCUGCCUGUGGGCAGUGAGGUCAAUGUGCUGGUGCUUAGAGGAGGUCAGACAUCUCCAGUGAAAUCACUAAAACCAGGCACAGCUCCCAUGCCCCAAACCAUAUCACAGCCUGCUCCUCAACAGGCCCCUCAUCCCAUACCCCAGCAGCUGCCCCAUCCGUACUCCCAGCCAGCGGCGCAUCGACAGGAGGCCAUCAGCAGCGCAGAGAACCUCGGUCAGCCCGAGAUACCCUCCAAUCCACCCCCCAUCUCAGCGAACACUCUGCGCUCUUCUUCGCCCAAACCGGACGCGUCGGACCUUUACCUCAAGUCCAAGGCCAUUUUGGAUAGUAAGCCUGCUAAUACCAAGGACCUGGAUGUGUUCAUCAAAAGGAACCAGGAGUCAGGCUUUGGCUUCAGAGUCCUCGGAGGCGAGGGGCCAGAUCAGCCGGUAUACAUUGGUGCCAUUGUGCCGCUUGGUGCAGCUGAGAAGGAUGGGCGCCUGCGGGCAGGGGAUGAGCUGCUUUGUAUAGAUGGCGUGCCAGUCAAGGGCAAAUCCCACAAACAAGUGCUGGAGCUGAUGACCAAUGCUGCCCGUAAUGGCCAAGUCAUGCUCACAGUCCGCAGGAAGCUGCCACACUUAGAUGGUGGUGCAGUGGAGGAGGGCAGUCAGCUGCCCGAGUACGUAGCAUCUGCUCUGAUCAACAACUCUCCCAAGAUGCCUCGUGUCGAGGGGCCAAACGCCGUCCAGCCCUCCCAGACCACUCGGCCAGAGUGUUUCGAUGUUACUCUGCAGCGCAAAGACAAUGAAGGCUUUGGCUUUGUCAUUCUCACGUCCAAGAAUAAGCCCCCACCUGGAGUGAUACCUCACAAGAUUGGCCGUAUUAUUGAGGGCAGCCCUACAGACCGUAUAGGACACAUGAAGGUGGGAGACCGUAUCUCUGCUGUCAACGGCCAGUCUAUCAUGGAGCUGUCACACAACGAUAUAGUACAGCUCAUCAAGGAUGCCGGCAAUUCUGUCACCCUCACUGUUGUGCCUGAAGAUGACAGCACUCCUCCAUCUGGAACAAAUUCAACCAAGCAGAGCCCUUCAGCACAGCACAGAGCUGUGGGCCAGCAGACCCCCAGCUAUGCAGACAGUAGGAAUGGUGACAGUGAAGUGAAGAACCACAUCCCACAGACAGAAAUGGGUACCCUCAUCACAUCAGGCCCUAAGCAGGGCUGUUUUGUGGUGGAGCUAGAGCGCAGCCAGCGGGGCUUUGGCUUCAGUCUGCGAGUGGCUGAGGACGGACCUGCUCUUAAAGACGGCAGGAUACAUGUUGGAGAUCAGAUAGUGGAGAUCAAUGGCGAGGCCACACAGGGCAUCACACACACUCGGGCAAUUGAGCUGAUCCAAGCAGGAGGCAACAAAGUUCAUCUGCUGCUCCGACCUGGCCAGGGCUUGGUCCCGGAUCAUAGUUCAAAGGACAAAGUAACCAUUCCGACCUCAAGCUUUCCCAGACUCUCUGGAUCUGAUGGGCAGUCAUCUUCAGUCUCUCCAUCCUCUGUCUCCCUGUCUACCUCAGAAAUAUCCCCAUCUUCACCCAAAAUAUCUGCGCCUGAUGACUUCUCUGGGGUGGACUCUAGGGCAUCUGGGUCCCCUGGCGCUGGGUGGGAGCACAGUAGGCAAGCUAACCAAUCAAGAGGACAGCAGCUCUCUCAGCACAGCCAUAAGCGCACCGCCAGCCCCAGCAACCAGUUCAGAAAGACGAGCAGUAAUGACUCCAAAUCUGCUAGUUCCAGAAGAGCCACUGAAGAGCACUCCCAGAGCCCUAGAAAAACAGAGCAAGGCCACAGCGGAUCUUUGGAAGAUAUGAGUAAGGAGAGAAAAGCUCAAGGGCAGAGAGGCCACCAUCGCUCCUCCAGCCCCAGGAAGGACCCCAAGAGGGAACAUGAUCCUGCAGUGCCUUUGAAGAACCUGGAGGAGCCCCAAAGCCCCAGGCGUCCAGCUGGCCAGCAGCCCAGCAUUAUCUCUGGAGAAGGGAAAAACUGGAGGUACAAGGAGGAGGACGCGGCUUACUGGCAGGACAGGGGGGCUACAGAGAGUGAAGAUAAAGGUUGGGGCAACAAUGAACGCCACAAGAAGGGCAAAAGAGCUGAGCAAGAGGCAGUGGCACAAAAAUCCUCUUCCCAUGGGGAGGGGGUGGGGUCUGAUGCUGACAGUGGCACCCUGAGCCAGAGGAGUGGAAGAGAUAAGGGGCCUAAAGACUAUACGGAGAAUAAGUACCACGGGCCAGCUGACGAAGUGAAUAGAAAGGACCCCAGAGGCUCGAGCAGCAGCAUGCAGGACCCCAGCUCCAAUGGGAUCACUGCCAGCAAGAAAGCUCCCAUCACCCCCGGCCCAUGGAAAGUUCCCAGCACCACCAAGAUCCAGUCCCAACUGGACAUAGCGUACGCAGAUGUCUGAUAACUUUCUGGGACUGUCUGUGUACAGUAUAUGAAGAGAAAACUGAGCCUCUGGAAGGUGGACAUUCAGAAUGGAAGGAUAAUUUUAACAAUCUCAGACAAAGCAGACCACUGUGUAACCAUCAGCAUAGCUUCUCAUUACUUAUGAAGGGUUUAUUCUACUCAGUUUGCCUCGGUCAGUUUGCAUCUCAUCUGACAUGCAAGCUUGUACCUACAUGAGUAUUUAUACCGGUGGAUGAAGUGUGGAUGUGUUUGGACGUGACACUGAAGUCUAUUUUGUGCCAAUCAGACUCCGGUGAUAAAGAAGCUGCUUCAUAUUGCACUCACUGUGAGACUGUUUGUGGGUAAUUUCUCCAUUUACCCGCUUCAGUGAAGGAUCCUAUUUUAUUUUAUUUUUGUUUUUGUCACUUUAAAGGUUUAAGGCAUAUUCAUGCAAUCACUCGGCUUCUCUUCCCGGCCAGAUUGAGUCACUGUUGCCGUCACUCGUGGAUGCACUGAAGAGGGAGGCUGGUGAGUUUCUCUUAUAAUCAACUGCAAAGGGUGACAGAGUGUUUAGUGUUUUUGAGCGUCUGACUAGAGUUGUGAACCGCCUGUGUAUGAAGGCAUUCAUACACGUGUGAAGACUGUGAAACACUCUGAUCCCAUUAGCUUAUCAGGUGGACUGACUACCACUGAGCUUUAUAUAUGCAUCAAUCAGCAGACCAGAUACUUGUGGUUAUAGUUAUGUUUGUAACGUGUGUUAAGAAUAAAGCAUAAUGUAAUUUAUUGAACUCAUGUGUGAACAAAACCAUUAGUGCACAUAUCCAUGCUGAGUCAUUUCACUUUUGAUGCUGACUUAAAGAUAGAAUGUGUAGAUAGGCAUUACAGUCUAAAAUAAUAACAGUAUAUAAACUGCACUCUAUACAUUCUGUCUUUAACAUUUCAUGAUCUGUAAAGAGUCACAUGAGCCUGGUUCAUAACAUCUAAGAUCUGUAUUUUAGGUCCUCUGUCUAUGCGCGUCGGUGUGUAUACAAGCUGACUGGUAGGCCUGUGUAUUUUAGAUAUUGCUGUAGCAUCAACUGUACUUAAUCUGACACAUGUUAUUUAACAAGAUGAUUAUACAUAUUGACACAUAAUUUAGAUGAGACGAAUUAACAGAGUUUGAUUGUAAGAACUUGCUUAAAAAUUUAAGAGAUACUUGUAUUUUUAUCAUCAAAAUUGUACGCACAAAACAUUUUUUCCUCAUUCUAUUUUUGGUCAGAUUUCUUACUUUAGUACAUGCUCCUUUAAUGUGAGAAAACAAAUAGUAUGUGCAUUAUUUGCUUAACUUUAUCGUUAACAACAUCAUGGCUGUCAUGUCUGUGUUAAAAGUAAAACCAGACUCCCAAAGAAUGCUGUCAUUUUUCAUAUGGUGCAUAGUGCGGAAAUGACAUGACUCUUUCUUUGGGAGGCCUGUUUGAAAUUAUACUAUAAAGGUUAUCAAAUUUAAUUAAGCCCCAAAUAUAUAUAUUUCUAAUAUAAACUUAUUGGGCUCUCCCUGCUCUGAAGACAAAAUGUAUUGUUUCAAUGUUGCUGCUGUGGAGUACAGAGACAUCUAGUGGUUCUUACACGACCACUCACCAACUAGUCCUCCCUUGAGAAGUACCCUCAUCAGCCCGCCUGUGCAACACAUGCAUCUCUUGGUCUGUGAGACCACUUACUAAUUUAUUGUCCACUUUAAUGUUGAAUGACAGGCUACGGUAUUAUUUACUGUUCAUGCUGUUACCAUGUUUGAUACUGUGGCCUUGUAUUGAUCCAGCAUAUGAUAAAGUAAUCUUUCACUUUUGUCAUCCUGGUAGUUGUAAAGGUUUAUAAAAUGUACAGCUCCUGUAUAAAUAUUUGCCUUCAUGCAGAAAAAAAUCCUCUGUAAAUCGUUUCAUUAUUUUUUUAAGGGAACUGAGAGGAAAUUGUAUAAAAGUGGUGAAAAAUAAUGUGGUCAUGGCAUUCUGUUCAUGCACUGAUAAAUAAAG